UAACACCGCGUAUCAUGUGACGUCGCCGAAGAAUGCAAGUUUAGUAAGAAAUCAAAGCCGCAGCGGAAGAAUUUACAAGUUUUUAUUGAAAACUGCACCCAUGCAAGUUUGUUGAGCUCCUUAGCGUCGAGUUCAACGAUGUCCCCUACGUGUUUUUGUAGCUUUACGUGUUUUUUUAAGCGCUAGACGGGCAGUUUGCUGUCAUUUCAUUUAACCUGGGCUGGUUUGUAAACAUGGAGCGGACAAGCAGCGUCAACGCAGAUCUUCCGCACAGCCCGGACUCCGGACACAGUCGCUGGGCACCUUGGCGCAACUGGAUUGGAUUCUGGGUCCUCGGAUUGUGCAACAACUUCGGUUAUGUGGUUAUGCUGAGUGCUGCUCAUGACAUCCUGAAAACACAAGAGUCAGGAAACGGCACAGCAUCUACUUCAGCAACGCUCACGGUGGCCGUCCAUGGCAACAGUAGCAACAGCAGUAGCUAUGACUGCAACCCUGUCUCUACUGCGGCUGUGCUGUUAGCCGACAUCCUCCCAACGCUCGUCAUCAAGCUCCUCGCUCCCUUUUUUAUCCACAAAGUGCCUUAUGGUUUCAGGGUGCUGCUCUGUGUCGCCCUGGCUCUGGCGAGUUUCGUCCUUGUGUCCUUGUCCUCGGCCGUCUGGCUGAGUAUUUUCGGAGUGAUUUUUGCCAGUGCGAGCGCAGGACUCGGAGAGCUGUCCUUCCUCUCUCUCAGCGUCUUCUUCAGCAGAGAUGUACUGGAGGGUUGGGGCUCAGGCACUGGUGGCGCUGGUGUUGCCGGAGCGCUGGUCUAUGCAGGCCUUAUCCAAGCCGGCAUAUCAGCCCGGGUUACACUUCUUAUCAUGCUGGUCAUCCCCGUGGCCAUGAUGAUUAGCUACUUUUUCCUGCUAGUUCCUCCACCUUCAUUACCUCAGUGGAAGAGGGACGAGACGGGGUACACAGCUUUGGGCUCGGAGGAGACUCGGAGGAUCAUCGACGGUUCAGACGAGGAGGAGCAGGAGAACACGGCGGGCCAUAUUCUCUUCCCAUUCAAUGUAACAGAGGUCAGGUCCACGGGACCUCUCACGUGUGCAGAAAGACUGCAUAUCAUCAAAGGCUUGCUGAGGUUUGUGUUUCCCCUGGGGCUCGUCUACUUUGCUGAGUACUUCAUCAACCAGGGUUUGAUGGAGCUCCUGUUUUUCCGCAACUUUUACCUGUCCCACGCAGAACAGUACCGCUGGUACCAGACUCUGUACCAGGUUGGCGUGUUGAUAUCUCGGUCGUCCCUGCGCUGUGUGAAGAUUAAGAAGCUGUGGAUUCUCGCUUUGCUACAGGUAGCGAAUGCUGUGUUUCUCCUGUUCGCCGUACGCUACCAGUUCCUGCCCAAUGUUUGGAUUGUGUUUGUUAUCAUCCUCUAUGAGGGUCUGCUGGGCGGAGCUGCGUACGUCAACACUUUCUACUCGAUCAGCAAAGAGACUGAAGACAGACACAGAGAGUUCGCCAUGGCUGCUGCCAGCGUGGGAGACAGUCUGGGCAUAGCUCUGGCUGGAGCUGUGUCUUUCCCCGUCCACAGGUACUUCUGUUCCCUCUGAACGAGCCCACGCGCCGCCAGCAGGACGAAUACCCAUUGCUGACUGUUGGCAUCAAAGAGGGGAUGGAUCUGCGGAUUAAAAAUCACCUCUUACUGAUUUAUGACGUCUCAAAAAUUGAUUACACACAGGCAACGUGUAUUUGCUUGUGCGAACUGCUGUGAAAAAUAUCCCCGUGGCUGCUUCGUUGGAAACCCCUUCCUGUGGCUCAGCGUGACAGCGAGCCAGGACAUGUGAACAGAAGUAUAAUAAUAACAUUUAUUUUAAAGAUUGGUUUUAUUUGUAACUGAAAGAACAAUUGAAGAAUAACACUUACUGUAUCUUUAUCUUGUCAUGAAGUUUUCUAAAAAGGUCCUUUUGAUAACUGGCAAAGUAGGAGCUGACAGUGGACAGCAACACUAGAGCUGAUUAAACCCUAACUCUAACCCUGGAGGUGUCGUGGGCCUAACUUAAAGGCAGGGUAUGUAAAAUCUGUGCUGCCCCACGUCCUCCCGGUGAACGCUCUUAAACCCAGGCUCUUUUUCGGAGUGAAAACAGGUCAAAUAAGGUGUUUUUUCGUUGAUCAGACCGGUACAGAAUGUGGCUUCAACACUAACACCUUCCAGUGGCUGUGUCAGCAUGGAGAAGUCCACCGUUGAGCCUUCGCUAGUAACAGGAUGUGAAUGCACAUCGACUUACGUAGAGUAACCGAUAGGAACAACCAAGACAGCGACACUCCGUAAAAUAGCCUGUGAUUGGUGGAAAAACACUGUCUGAAGCCUUUGGACAAAAUGACAGCAAAAAUAAAUGGCAUGCCCUGCCUUUAAUGAAACAUCUGUGUUUAGCCUGAGAUCUUGGCACAAGGGAUUAUAACAUCUUAUCCUCUGUAUUUAGGAAAGCUGUUAUUUUCCUGACAAUGCAAGUGUUUGUCAACCGUGGGUUAUGGUAACGUGUAAUUAUAAGAUACAAGAAUAUUUAUAUGCUGAUGUCAUGGGAUAUUUCAUCUCUGUUAUAUCAUCAUUUUAGUUCCCUCAGUCUUGGGACAUAACCAAAGAGCCCAUCAUCUGAUUGCUGACACUAUUACAGCAUCUACUCUCUAAAGGAUAGUAACAUGACUAGGGUGCCUUACUGUGGUUAGAACAUGUUUAAAUCAGGUUAUUGCUAAACUAACUGAUGUUUAUUGUUACUUUUGUUAAGCUUUUUAAUCAGUAGGUACACCUGUGACCAAAAAAGUACUAAAUUGUAAGUUUCUACCACUUUUAUGAUGCAGAUUAACUUUAUAUUUUAGAUAAUUUAGCAGUAUCGAAUACAAGACAAACCCCAGAGCAUUAAUUACAAAUUGUUUCUAAUGUAUGUAUAUAAAAAAAAUCUUAAAUAGCACCAGUGAAAAGGUUUCAUAAGAACUUUCACUUUUUUUUUUUUUUUUUUGCACAAGUUGCUCUUUUUUAAAGUAAAAGCUUGGUUUUAAAUGGUUUUUUUUUCAUGUUGUACAAGCCUUAAAGAUACAAACACAUUUAAUUUCCUUGUGUACUUGGACCAUGUCCCCUGUUUUUCUCCCAUAUGUGUCUUGAACAUGAACUAAUGUGCACAUUCCUACUGAAAAUUAAACCACCAUGUUUUGCUAUGUCUGGUUUUGUCAUAACUUUGUUACAACUUAUUAGAGUUUUUAAAGUCUGCGCUUGCUUUGUUAUAGUUUUUAUUAAAUAAAUAAAAGAUGUUUACCAUUUAUUUACAAGGGCAAGAUGCAAUGCUAUAACUGAAUUGUCCCCGGCUGUAAAAUAAAACUUGAUGUACAUGUUGA
Molecule: messenger RNA, 3363 nt
Organism: Mugil cephalus (flathead mullet)
Lineage: Eukaryota; Metazoa; Chordata; Actinopteri; Mugiliformes; Mugilidae
Gene: cln3
Product: CLN3 lysosomal/endosomal transmembrane protein, battenin
Exons: 15
Coding region: 234-1586 (450 amino acids)
Biological process (GO): regulation of intracellular pH; lysosome organization
Cellular component (GO): membrane; lysosome
Source: RefSeq, a predicted model, not a curated record